Messenger RNA from Rhodotorula toruloides NP11, 600 nucleotides. RefSeq lists its product as uncharacterized. The record is from RefSeq and is a predicted model, not a curated record. NCBI's taxonomy places the organism in Eukaryota, Fungi, Basidiomycota, Microbotryomycetes, Sporidiobolales, Sporidiobolaceae. The transcript has a single exon. The coding region runs from base 1 to 600 and encodes 199 amino acids.
AUGUCCCCUUUCCUCCCCAUCGCCUCGACCUCGCGCAUCCCCUACACCGCGCCCAAACCCCUACCGACCGUCCCCUCACGCUUCUUCAGCACUACUCCACCCUGUGCUUCCCCCACCCGCCGCACCUCACACCUCAUCCAUCCCCUACUCCGACAGCGCCUCACGAACCUCACCUUCCUCCUCGCCGGCACCCUGUCAGUCUUGACCGUCUCUCUCGGCAUGAGCGGGACGUUUGGGGAGGGCGCGGCACCGGGAUGUCCUGCGCGGAGUCGGGCGGGAGUCGCGUUGGAUCAGGAGCGGGUGGAGAGGGUUGCGAAUGAGAGGGAGAAUGCGCCAAGGAGGGAGAAAGAGUCGUGGUGGAAGACGAAGGGAAGGUUCUUGGACGACCCUGUUGUGGCAGCGCCACCGGUAACAGCACCGCGGAUUGUGCAGGCGCGAUCAACGAGCUUGGCGGAUCAGGGCGAGCGGAGUGAGGCGGACGAGCGAGGAUGUAUGCGAGACGACUUGCAGAAGCAGGACGAGCGGCAGCCUAGCCCAGGGCGGGGCGACAGGCGGACUGGGUGGACUGGGUGGCUAGGGACGGGCGAGCGGGUCGUGUAG